UUCCACACUUGAUCACAGUAUGAUUCUUGAACAGUUUUAAACACGGGUUUUUAGUGCAAAGUACUACUGCCGUAUUCUAAAAUAAUUUUUUGAAAUGUUAUUCCAAAUAAGAAUCAAACAGUUCGAUUAAAAAAUGUAUAACUUCACGAUCAAAUUUUGUUUUCAAACACUCAUGAUGGUGUUACUGUCAAAAAUAUGAAACCUAAUUUUUCUAAAAGUUAUAGUGUUGAGUUUUAACCAUUUUAUUUGGUAUAACCAAAAUAUUCAUAAUUGCUAAUGACACUAAAGUCUUUGUGACACUGCCAAAUCCAUGAUGAAUGUAGGCUACACAUUUUUAUGAAAGGAAAUUCUGUGGAAAAUUCAUACAGUAUCUCUUUCGUUGUGUCACAGAGCAAAUCCAGUUCACUGAAAAUAUUGAGCACAAUGCUGUUAUACAAUGUAAGGAAGCUUACAUAUGCAUUUAUUGCCAUAGUCCUUCUCUACGUAACGGGCCAAAUGCUCCGAUCCAACAGCCAACUGGAUAUUCAAGAUAGGACUGCCCAAUUAAAACAGCUUUCUAAACUGUUCUCAUCUGGAUCUAGCAAUUCAAGAAUAUGGCGAGGUCAACAGGCCUGCAAACAUCCCGACCUGGACGUGUACAGUCCGGUGAUGAUGGCCCACAUUCACAAAACUGAUCCAAUCGUCUGUUCGCCAGAGAAAGAUUGGGUCGAAAUUGACGGUAGCAAGGCCAAGAUAACGGCCGAAGCACGACAAAAACACGGAGAAAUUGAGUGCUCAUUCACAGAUAUCCUCAGGAGCAAUGACUUCAGUUCAAGAACAGGGAUAUCGACAACAACGCAUACUGAAUAUAAUUUGGAAAAUGCUGAUUUUGUUAGAAUACACUGUGUUGCAAAUGAUGGUAAAAGAUGGAGUAACCUUAUGGCAGGAGCUAGACACGACCAAGACGUACUGGACCAAUCAGGAUGGGAGAAAUUGCCUGACAAAACACUCAAACUCAACGUUCUUAUGUUCGGAUUCGAUUCUCUGUCAAGAAAUACUUUCAUCAGAAAAUUGCCGAAAUCCUACGAUUAUCUGACAAAAGCUUUGAAAUCUAUCGUUUUGAAAGGGUACAAUAUUGUUGGGGAUGGAACUCCACAGGCGCUGAUACCGAUUCUAACAGGUAGAACUGAGCUUGAACUGCCAGACACAAGGAAACGUAUGGGCUCUGAGGCGAAUUACGUUAAUGUUUAUCCUUUUGUUUGGAACGACUAUCACAAUAACGGAUAUGUAACAGGUUACAUGGAAGAUACUCCCGAUGUUGGAAUAUUCACGUUUCGAUUAAAAGGAUUCUCGGAUCAACCAACCGAUUAUUACCUGCAUACAUACUACCUGGACUUAAAAACCCAAUUACACAAGCAUAAACCGUUGUGUGUGGGGUCCAUGCCUAGGCAUAAAGUGAUGCUGGACUAUGCGAGGCAUAUAUUCACAGUGAACAAGGAGAGACCAAAAUUUGUGUUCGGAUUUCACGGAGAAAUCUCGCAUGACAGCUACAAUCAAGUAGGAGCCGCUGAUGACGAUUUACUGGAAUGGAUGAAAUGGUUCAAUGAUGAAGGACACCUCAACAAUACGGUUCUUAUCCUCAUGAGUGAUCAUGGCCACAGGUUUGCAGAAGUUCGUAAUACUCAGCAGGGAAGACUGGAAGAACGUUUGCCUUUCUUUUCAUUCGCUUUCCCUCCUUGGUUUGAAAAAUUACACCCCGAAGCAGCGAGAAAUUUCAAAAUAAACUCGGAACGUCUUACUACGCCGUUUGACAUUCAUUCCACACUGAUGAACAUUCUGAAAUUUGAAGGAGCUGAUAUGGGGGACAUCAGUCAGAGAUCGAUCAGUUUAUUCAAGGAGGUUCCAAAGGAAAGAUCGUGUAUUGAUGCUCAUAUUGAGCCCCACUGGUGUGCUUGCUUGGAUUGGGAGAAGAUUGAUCCGGGGACUUCAAUAAUCCAGAAGGCAGCUAAAACACUAGUGGAUGCAAUCAAUGAGUACAACAAGAAAUACUCGAAUCUGUGCGAACAGCUGUCUCUGAACUCGGUGCUGUGGGCAGCCAAGCUACUGCCCAGCAAGGCGGUGCAAACAUUCAAGCAGUCAGCAGACAUGGAUGGAUUUGUGCCCGAUCUCAGUGGAAAGUUGGAGAUCACCAUGGAAUUGUAUCAGAUCAAAAUAUCCGUUUUGCCAGGUGGAGGGCUUUUUGAGUCAUCCCUCACUUACAUGGUCAAAGACGAUGCGUUUUCGUUGAAGAUUGAAGAAGUGAGCAGGAUUAACAAAUACGGAGCUGCCGCUCGAUGCAUAGAAAAUACACAGGAGCAACUAAGAAAAUUCUGCUACUGUAAGGAUGAUGCAUAAUAAAUAAUAAUUGAGAAAAGUAUGAGGAAGAAUGUUAGGAAGAAGAGAGGGAGAGAGAAAUCAACAAAGAAAAUUUCUUUUAAAAUAUUGGAUUCAAAAUAACUUAACUGUGUAAAACAGUUUUGAAAAAGGGCACAAAAUGAUUAUAAGUUCAUUACAAUUCAUUGUAGGUUCAACCAGUAUUCAUUUUUACAUUUAUUUUACUUUUGUAUUUGUACAAAAUAUUGGAAGGAAACGCAUACUAGUAUGUCAAACCAAUGAUGUGAACAAAACACUACCAAAUAUUCUUAUUGCAUAUUAAUUGUGAUUAUAGUAUAGGCUAGUUCUAGUUGUUUUAUUGAAGACUUGAAAACUAUCAAUUUUUAUGAAUACCAACUGUGCAAUGAGUUGUUUAUAACUAUUGAAUAAUCAGUCAUUGUUUACUAAUAUCUUUUAUUAGUAUUCUACUUUUUAAAAGUUUUUUAUGUAAGUUGAAGUUACAUGCGGUGAUUUGCAAAACUUUUCCUCUGUGAAGUAUAGUGGAAAUAUUGAAAUGUUUUUUAAACCGAGAAAAUGACCGUCAUAAACCUAUUCUUAGAAUAACGAAAGCGUACUCAAAAAUUAAAAUUGUCAAUAAAUAAUUUUCUAGAAAUAUCACUUGAAAGUCUACUUAUAAUUUUAUUUGUGAUAGAAUGAUAGUGAGAAAAGAAAUGAAACCAAGAGGUUUCACGAAAAAUUCUCAAAAAAUGACAUGAUCAUUCUCGAGAAUGAUUCUUCCUGUAAUUUAAAUAAAGAGAUUUUACUAGCUCAAUAUAGUUGCCAAACUAAAAAAAUAAUCAAAAUUAUAACUUCAAUUCUAUUGGAGGAGGUGAUGAUUGAUAACUAUCCAAAUCAAAGAAAAUGAUUGAAUGUUCUCACAACCAUAUUGGAUCGCGUUUGUAUCGUUAAUUGUUAUUAGAAUUAUUUUAAUUAUAUCAUGUGACCUGGCUGGCUCAAGUCUAGUGUAACAAAAUAGUACAAUUAAUAUUGCUGUAUGAGAAUACUUUAAAUUGUCACAACCGCGUGUUCCUUGAAGCAACAAGGAACUAGUUUUUGUUGUUACACUGUCAACAACAGAUCAUCUCUGUAAAAGGGAUGAAUGCAAAAUGUAGACGGUCAAGAACGUUAAGAUAAUAAUUCUUUGUAUGUGAUAAACAUAUAUUCUUGUCCAUAAUAAUUCUUGUUGACAUUGAACUAUUUUCUCGCCUAUUUUUUAUGUAUUAUUCAAUUGCGUAGACGUAGACUUAUUAUUUUUUGGUAUUAUCUAUAAUUUAUAAUGAAUUGUAAGUUUAUCUCUAACAAUAAAUGAUUCCAAGGCCAUAAUAGUUCACUAGUCCACUUGAUAAUACUUGAUUUCAAUAUGAUUUCAUUUUGUAGUUAUUAGUAUUUACUUUUUGUGUAGUUGAGAAGUUGAUAUUGUGGUAAUUAAUCAUAUUGAAUGAAAAAGACUAAGAAAUUGUCAAAAAACCACUGAUUUAUUGAUAAUUAGAAAGACCGGUUUCGGUUAUUACACCAUUGUCAAUCUCUGAUAAACUAUUAUUCCUUAUCAGAGAUUGACAAUGGUGUAAUAACCGAAACCGGUCUUUCUAAUUAUCAACAAAUCAGUGGUUUUUUGACAAUUUCUUAGUCUUUAUUAUUCAAUAUUAGUAUUUAGAUAUUAUAAUUUUAUUAAUUUAUCUGUACAAUGAAACUUUCAUGAUUUAGGAUUGGGGUUGAAGAUAGUCUUAGGCAUUAGAUAAGCACCCCAUGUUAAGAUUUAUUAAAAUUAAAAAUUAUCAUGUUUUUGGAAAAUUGGUCAUUGAAAUUUCAAUUCACGUUUCCAUUCUAUGUUCACCAUUAACUUGAAUCAAAUCGGAUAGCUCAUUUGAAAUUUAAUUGCUCACUUUUUUAAAAUUAAUUUAUAAAAAUGAAAUUUUUGGUGUGGGUUGAAAUGUGUCAGUGUUUAUUCAGAAAGUUGAUAGCUUUUAUCAGGCUAUUCAAUAUUCAAAUGCCAUCGUUUUAUGCUAGUUGCUAGAUGAAACUACUUCUAUUGAGUUACAUUGAAUGUAGUUUCAAAAAAUCGUUUUAUUAUGAUAGAUUGUUAUGUGAAAACUAUCGAAAUAUUGUAUCUUUAGUAUUUGUUCAUUUUGUGAUAAUCUGAUUUAUACAACAUUUAUAUAUUUAUUACGGUAUGUGAUUAAGUAGAAGCAGAUCUGCAUAAAUUUCCACUAACUCUGUAUUUUCAUCAUUAUUUGAAAGUAGACUACUACAAAAUUAGAGAAAUCAUAGAUCAAACUAGCUCUAAAAAAUAUUUCAAAGUACCAUAUUGAAAAUAAACGGACGAGUUGCUAGCAUUAUUUUAUUUCCCAAUUAGUCUACAUUUCAUCCAAUGUUGAAGAUUUUUUAUGAAUACAUUUUUGUCGCCGAUUGAAACUAACGACAUGAUGAACUUUAUCAAAUAUAAUAACUUUUGUAGAUUUAAGAUGAGUAAUUAAUGUACCAAGCUUUUAUUAUUUAUUCAUAUUGAGAUACAAUGAGAAAUAUCAAUAAUAUACAUUCCAAAAAUAUUAAACCCCCAAUAGUGGAGAAGUUUUUCACAAGAGCAUGAAUGUCAAAUAUGUAUUUAUAGGAACUUUUCAAUUAAAAAUGCUUAAUCAAUCUAUUCUGAACCCCAAAUGUAAUUGUAGCUUUAGAGAUAACUUGAUCAAUUCAUUAUCUAAGCAUGUUGAGCCCAACUAUUUUUAUCUUGAUUAAUUAUUCUGACAUUUGUAAAAAUUAAUCUGUGAUAUAUAUAUUAUUAUUUUUCAAUAAUGAAGUUGGUCGGAUUCUGAUUAUACAUAUUUCUGUUUUAUAAAAUAUUUCAUAUCAUUUGGCACUGUUAUACCACAUCAAAUAUGAUUAUAUUCACGAUAAAUAUUUUUGAAAAUUAAUAACAAAAUGCAUAAAUAAUGUAGCCUACGUACUAAAUUUUUUUCAAAACUGAUUCAUGGAUUAAAUGUAUUUUCUUUAUGAAUUAUUCAAAUAAUAAAAUAUUUAUAUUUAUAUAGAGACAUUAUUUCAAAAGACAGUCGACACAAUAGACUAAUUAUCUGUGUGAGAAUAGUUUUCAUUUUUUGACUUCAUAAGCAUUUAGAAUCGACUUUACAGCAGUCAUAAAACUUGAUAAAUCUAUUGUCUAUAAAACAUUCUUAUGAAAUAAACUUACAAAUCACUGAUCAAAAAUAGUUUACUUUCGUGCCAACCAACGAAUGCAUUUAAAUAAUUAUUUAUCAAAUCACGAAUACAUUGUAAAUAUAGAUUAUUUUUUAUUGUCAAGAUAUACAUACAUAGGAAGAAAUAGUUACAUUAGAAUAUCUGGUACACUAUUCUAGAGAGGUAAUAACGACUUUGAUAUAUUUAAAAACGGUAGUAUAAAGUAGUAUCAUCUAGAAUUAUUCUUAGCUACAAACGCAUUGAAAUCAAAUCAGUAAUAUUCAAUAAUUAUUAUUGAUAGUAUUUAAACUUUCAAUUUUAUAGUAAUAGUAAAUCGAGUCAAAAUGUAGAUUAGGUUCUGGUGAUUUAAUGAUAGAACAAUUUUGCGUUUAUAUUAAAUCUUUAUUUUUUAUAAUUAAAUUAACGAGUUCCUCAUUUAUAUUUAUAAGGGUAGAAUGUUUCUGUCAAGUUAUUUUUCGUACUCUUAUACCAAAUGAAAUACUACUUAUUUCUACUAGUAUUUUUUAACGAGGAAUUUUUUACAGAAGACUAUAUUUAAUUCAAUGGUGGUUCUAUUUAGUAUGAAUGAGUUGUAUAAUGUGUCUUUCUUUUUGUGUACUAUUCUGUUGAAAAUAAUGUGAAGUUGUCAAUUUUUGUAAUGGAGUUUAAGCAUUUCAUAAUUUACCGAUUUUAAAGGUAUAGUAUUCAACGUUUUUGUGAUAUUCAACAAAAUUGUUUGAAAAGGUGUCUCAAAUAAAAGUAUUGUGAUUAUCUGAA
Nilaparvata lugens (brown planthopper) is the source of this 6339-nucleotide messenger RNA. RefSeq lists its product as uncharacterized. NCBI's taxonomy places the organism in Eukaryota, Metazoa, Arthropoda, Insecta, Hemiptera, Delphacidae. The transcript has 14 exons. The record is from RefSeq and is a predicted model, not a curated record. Bases 337 to 2373 code for a protein of 678 amino acids.